Tuber melanosporum (Perigord truffle) is the source of this 3981-nucleotide messenger RNA. RefSeq lists its product as uncharacterized. The record is from RefSeq and is a predicted model, not a curated record. The transcript has 8 exons. The coding region runs from base 1 to 3981 and encodes 1326 amino acids. Gene Ontology annotation, biological process: establishment of mitotic spindle orientation; nuclear migration involved in conjugation with cellular fusion. NCBI's taxonomy places the organism in Eukaryota, Fungi, Ascomycota, Pezizomycetes, Pezizales, Tuberaceae. Gene Ontology annotation, cellular component: spindle pole body; spindle; microtubule associated complex.
AUGUCCGACUUUCAAAUCGGAGAUCAUGUUGAUGCGAACGGCCAACAUGCUAUCGUGCGUUUCGUCGGCGAGACAUCUUUUGCUCCGGGGGAAUGGCUAGGGGUUGAACUGGAUGUCCGCGAGGGGAAGAAUAACGGAACGGUUCAGGGGCAGAGGUACUUUGAGUGCGAGGAUCGACAUGGCAUUUUUUUAAGGCCAUCCAUAGCAAGACUCAUGGAGCGGCCGGCGGUCGCCCCCGUGAGAAGGCCUCCGCCUGUUAUUUCGCCUCCUCCGACGAACACUAGGAUUGGGGGUAGGCCGUUAAGCUUGAGGGCUCCGGCGUCACCGACUAAAGGGGUCUCACCGACCAAUGCGUCUUCAUCGGGUUACAAUACACCACGAACCGGUACUCCAACCAUGAGUCGACCCGGUUCGAAUUUACGGGGGUCUAUUAAUGGGAGGCCGGUUUCUAUGGGCCCGCCCCUAAAUCCUAAUAAGCCACCUGCCACUACCAAUAUGGGAAUGCCUCGACGCCAAUCUACAGUGAACUCGGCAGCACUGUCCCGGACCGGCUCUAAUUCUUCCUCAGCAAGUAAUUCCGCCUCAAGACCGCCACAGGCCAAUAGGCUUUCAUUAAAACCAGCAAGUUUAUCAGCACUAGGGGUGGUGGGGAAAAAGACUAGUGCUGUGAGCACUUCUUCUGAGAGAAGCUCACCGGAGGGGAGCUCUACAGUUGCGGCCGGGGGUGCAUUAAGGCGGACGAGGAACGAUAAUGAUCCUAGGGUGUCUCCGGGACCCGGGAGACGAGCUUCGGUUAUUGGCAGGACUGGAGGCGCUCCACCGGCCAGGGUUGGCAUAACGGGACAACCUCUUAGUCCUGCAACCCCUGGUCCCGCCGCUGCAGCUAGUGCUGGAGCUAUGGCGGCAUUGUCCAGGGAGCUUGAAGAUCUGAAGAGCACUAUUAAGGUGAUGGAGAAGAAGAGAAUGGAAGACAGGGAUAAGCUUAGGUCACUUGAAAGAGUGCAGGCUGAAAGAGAUAAAUUUGAAACUAUCAUUCAAAAACUGCAAGCGAAGUAUCAACCUCAACAGGCGGAACUCACUGAUCUGCGAAAGCAGCUCAAGGAGAUCCGAAGAACCAUUGAAGAGAUGGAAAAUAUUAAACAAGAUAAUGAAUUGAUGGUGGAGAUGGCAACUUUGGACAGAGAGAUGGCGGAGGAACAAACCGAGGCCUUGAGGGCAGAGUUGGAGGCUGUCAGGGGGAAAGCGGAGGAGCUAGAGAUGGAGGUUGAGAUCCUGCGCGAGGAGAACGCUGAGCUCAGUGGAGAGAUGACACAGGAGGAAAAGACCAGUGCCGGCUGGCUGCAGAUGGAGAAGCAGAACGAGCGUUUAAGGGAAGCGUUGCUGAGGCUUCGGGAAAUCACUUCGCAAACGGAGACGGAGUUGAAGGAUACUAUUAAAUCUCUAGAGGAGGAAAAUACCGAGCUUGCUAUCUAUAAGGAGAACUUUGAGACCACCAAAGGGAAAUUAAAUGCCUCAGAGGCUGCGGUUGAAGAUCUUAGACAGCAAUUGGAAAUGGCCGAGAGCGCGGAGCAGAUGCUGGAGGAUCUCACAGAAAGGAAUCUCGUGAUGAGUGAACAGGUCGAGGAACUCAAGGCAACCGUCGAGGACUUGGAAAGUCUGAAGGAAAUAAGUGAUGAGUUGGAGAUUAACCAUGUCGAAACCGAAAAGCAGAUGCAAGAGGAGCUCGACUACAAAGAUCUCAUUAUCACUGAGCAGAUCCGGAGAAUUGGACAGUUGGAUUCGAGUAAUGAAGAAGCUGAAUACACUAUUACUCGAUUCAGAGAAUUGGUUACGAACUUGCAAGGUGAUCUCGAGGAUAUGAGGGCUUCGCAACAAAUUACUGAGACCGAGGCCGAAGAACUGACGCAACGAUCGCGGUCUAUGAUGGACAUUAACAUGAAGCUCCAGAUCACUGCUGCCAAGGCUCAAAAUAAGACUAUUGAUUUGGAGUUGAGACGUUUGGAAGCUGAUCAGGCGAUAGAGCAACUCUCUAUCGUGCAGAUGUUCCUUCCCGAAGCCUUCCAUUCAGAGCGUGAUUCCAUCCUGGCUUUGCUUAGGUUCAAGCGUGUCUCGUUUAAGGCUCAACUAUUGCAGAACUUUGUUAAAGAACGUCUUACCUCUCAACUUGGACAAGCUUCUUGUGGCCAGGAAGAUACCAUGAUGACCGCUUGUGAUAUGUGUGACAAAUUGACAUGGGUAUCAGCUAUGUGCGAUCGAUUCAUCAACUGCAUCAGUGGAUGCAGUGUCGCACAGUUCACUAAAUUCCAAGGCGCAUUGUAUGAACUUGACCCCGUUGAGAGGGCACUUAACGGAUGGAUCGAAGGGCUUAGAAAAGAUGAUCUUAAGGAGAAACAAUGCGUUUCUGAGCUUCAACGAACUAUGUCUUUGAUGUCUCAUUUGGGCGAGAUUCAUCUCCAGAGUGAUCUUGAAGGCUUUGCAAGUGAUGUUCACAUGCGUGUCACUUUGAUGCAGAGCUAUAUGGAAAACUCAGCGACUGCUCUUUCCCACAUUAGAACAAUUGUCCAGGACAAACUACCGGGCACCCCGGAAGAGGACGAAGAAAUCGCAUCCAACUUUUCCAAGCGAUCUGAUGCAGUGAUUUCCCACUCUCGUAGUGUGAAGGUUGUUGUUGGCAAAAUCCUCCGAUCUCUCAACGACUUCCAGCAAAGGUCGCUAUCUUUGACACAGGAUAAGUUCUCGCAGUUCGAGGCCUGUGAGGAGGCAACCAAGAAGCUGGCUGAUUAUGCUCGUGAGGUUGGUGAUGACGUUUACGCAUUGCUAUACUCUGAUAAUACUUCUGGUGCUCCAACAUGGGUGGAUCUUCAGAGCACUCUCUUCAAGACGACAGAAAGAGUUUUGAGGGUUGCUGAAAGCGAUAUCUUUGGUGCUUUCGGAAAGGAGUUGAGAGCUCUGACAAACAUGCUAGUGGAGCUUGGAAGCACCGCUGCGGAUAUUGAUAUGACUGCAGAGUUUGAAAAGCCGCCCGCCCCAUGGGUAGUAAGGGCGCAGGAGCUUAAGACGACAAAGGUGGUAUCAAUUGACGCAGAAGAGGAGAUCAGACGUUUGAAGGACGACGUUCUCGAACGUGCAACGCAAAUAAAACUUCGCGACAAAACCCUUGAAGAAUCCGCCGUCAAAAUCGAACUCCUGGAAUCCCGCAUGCGUAACGUGACCAAGCAAAGCGAACGCAUAGAAGAACUCGAAAUGCAAGUCUCAGCCGGCACCGUCCGCGAAGCCGCCUUCUCGGAAGCCCUCAGUAGUCUAAACGAAGACCUAGUGACGUUGGAGGCCGAAGUCGACGAGUGGAAAAAAGCCGCUAACGAAAAACGCGUAGUCGGUGAGGUUGACAAGAUCGGCGCCGAGCGCGCAGUUGCGACCGCGAAGGAGGUGGACUCGCUGAAGAAGGAGAUUGCAGCAUUGACUGGUGCUGUAGCUUUCUUCCGAGAGGAAAACGCUAGGAUUAAGAACGCGGACCUGCUCGCUGCCGACUCGUGGCUUCUCGAACCACUACUCUCCCAACCAGACGUGAAGGAGGUGGAAGAGUACGAAACAGACCUGGCAGCCGAAGGCCAGGACGUAUUCGCAGAAUUAAUGCUCUUGGCGACAGAAAGCAAAGUCGUGGACCUUACGCAGACGCCGGAGAAUAGGAAGGCGUGGAGACCGGCGAGGAGCACACCCAAAUACCACUUUCUGGAGCAACGAGAGCAUUACGAAUCCCUGGUGUCAUGGCGCGACGACGUGAUCUCCCGAGCGCUGUACCAUGAUGCGGCGAAGGCGAGCAUUCGCCCUCGAAAGUUGAAGGGCACCAAGAGUGUGUUUGGCGCGAGGGUUAACGUGCUCGUUGACCAUGGGCUCGUUGGCAAAGGGGGGGAAGUGGCGGAAGUGGUGAUUCACGAGCCGGAGGGGUGGGAGGAGUUUCAAGAGGCAAUGGGGUUUUCUUGA